This is a messenger RNA of Protomyces lactucae-debilis, 1731 nucleotides long. Its product is annotated as polysaccharide lyase family 4, domain III-domain-containing protein. Bases 1 to 1731 code for a protein of 576 amino acids. Gene Ontology annotation, molecular function: carbohydrate binding; carbon-oxygen lyase activity, acting on polysaccharides. NCBI's taxonomy places the organism in Eukaryota, Fungi, Ascomycota, Taphrinomycetes, Taphrinales, Protomycetaceae. The transcript has a single exon. The record is from RefSeq and is a predicted model, not a curated record. Gene Ontology annotation, biological process: pectin catabolic process.
AUGCGCUUCAAGUCUAUUUUCCUGUUUGCAAGCCUCUCUCAGACGAUAUCUGGCUUCGGCAUUAUUCCAGAACGCGGUGGCUACACCAUAAACACCGACUCAGACAUGGACGUUCGGAUGACCGACUCAGGUAUCAUCCGAAAGCUCACCUACAAAGGCACUCAGUACAUUGGCGGCCAAUCUUUUAGGGCUCAAUCUGGUAGUUUUGGUUCUGGUCCAAGAGGCACCCAUUUUCAGACGCAUGUCAAGGGUGACAGUAUUGUGCUGCAAUUUCAUGCAGAUGAUCCAUUUACUGGACGAUUCACAGGGUAUUACGUUUUCAGGAAAAAAGAGAACCGCAUCUAUAUCGGCAUGAAGCCUGAAGCUGUCAAGUAUGAAGCUCGUUACAUGCUUCGUCUCAACACAGCCGUGUUCGGGCAUUGUGUCAAUCGGGCAUCUGACCUCAGAGGUGCGCAAAUCCCUAUCGAGACUGGCGACAUCCUUGCGCGCGCUGAUGGGACGACAGCCUCAAAGUUUUUUUCUUCGGUGCCUCACAAGUACAACGAGCUCUAUGGUAUAGCUGGCAACAAUGCCGGAGAUGGUAUCUGGAUCAGUUUGACAUCAGAGUCUAAAGAAGGCAUGUCUGGAGGUCCUUUUCACCGAGACAUCACUUGCGCGCAUGAUCACAGGACCACUGCCUUAUCGGCUUACUUUUACAGUGGUCACAGUCAGAGCGAGCCAGCUCGCAAUCAAUUGGCGUGGAUUACGGUCAGCCUUGGUGAAAAGCCACACUCGACGCCGGACCUUGGCUUUCUCGAUGACCUGGAGAUUGAUGAACAUGUUCCUAGGAGUAAGCGUGGUUGUGUUCAAGGUCAACUGCAUGAAAGGCAGCCUCUCGCUGCGGGUUGCUCGCGCUCAAGCGUCUGGUACGAACAUCUUAAGCUGGCCGAUUUACAUUCAUUUGGAGUGCAGCGCUCACAAGAGGGGGCCAGUUCGAACCAAAAACGCUCCAGUUCGAACAUGACGGAGUACACUGUUGGAUUAGCGAAUGCAGCGGCUCAGUACUGGGCUGAUGUCUCGGACGGCAAUAUCAAGCUCGAGAACGUCUUACCCGGCACUUACCAGCAGACUUUGUAUCAAGACCAGCUGCCCGUAAGCAGCAUUUCGGUUGUGGUAAAGGCUGGCGCUUGUGUGUCAUCGGAUAUGACGGCUCCAAAGCAAGAAACACCGAUCUGGUCAAUUGGUUGCCAUGAUGGCCGACCGCAUGGUUUCAUGAAUGCAGAUCUGAUUGAACGUGCGCAUCCACAAGACGUUCAUAUGAAAUGGCACAAGACUACUUUCACCGUUGGCGACGAGAUUGCUCUAUUUCCAAUGGCCCAGAUGUAUGGCAUCAAUAAUCCGACUACGCUGCAGUUCAAACUCACUGAAGAGCAAGUCAAGCAAGCCAAGACUUUAAGAAUUGCCACGUGCUCCGAGUAUCGAGGUGGCUAUCCACUCGUCACAAUCAAUGGUUCAAAGCAGAAAGACUACGGUAUGCCUCCAAAACUCUCUGCCUGGGGCAAAGAAGUCGUCGAAUCGCGUACCAUGACGCAUGGGGCCUUCUACAGAAGUCCACGAACGUACAUUUUUGACGUUUCGGGCACUCUUAAGCCGGGCUUGAACAUUAUCCUGAUAGAUGCGGGUGGCAUGGGCAUGAUGCAGAAAACAUUUUUGCAGCCAAACAUCGUUUAUGAUUCUGUUGCUCUGCUCUAG